AUGGAUUUUCUCUUAUUGGCUAUUAACGAAUUUAAUACAGUAGAAGGAACGUUGUCUUUGGUGGGUAUUUUAAACUGUUCAUGGACCGAUGCAUCGUUAGUGUGGACCCCAUCGUCAUAUGGUGGUCUGUCAUCAAUAAACGUGCCUCAAUCCGAUAUAUGGAUUCCUGAUUUAUUUAUAAUCAAUCAAGCGGAAAAGUUUACUCCAUUUGGUAAGUCAUUAGACACCAAAUUAUCAGUGUCCCAUUUCGGCUUAGUGACUUGGUAUCCUGGAAAUGUAAUGAAAGUAAAGUGCUCUCCAAAUCUGGAAAACUUUCCGUUUGAUAGACAAUCAUGUAGCAUCCAAGUUGUAGCAUUUGGAUCAUCAUCAACUGAAGUUAUGUUUGUAAUAUCGCAAACGACAGUUAACACCGACUUUUUUGCAACCAACAAAGAAUGGACGCUUGAUUCGUCAUCACUUGAAGUAGAGUCGAAAGGGCAGGUUACGGUGACUCUUAAUAUUAAGCGUUCUUGGUUGUAUUUUACGGUUACCGUUUUAAUUCCAAUAUACGUAAUUGGUUUAUUGAUCCCUUUGGUGUUUUUGCUUCCAGUUGAUUCGGGAGAGCGUGUAUCUUUUAGUACCUCUAUAUUUCUUUCAUUUACAGUUGUUUUGACACUAGUAAAUUCAGAAAUACCAUCUUUGUCAGAUCCGAUUCCUGCUAUUAUGCUUUAUAUAGCAGUAUUAACGAUAAUAAGCGGUGUAACUGUUGUCAUCAAUGUCGCAAUAUUAACAUACUACUUUUCUCCAGGAGAGGAAGUUCUAUCGCCAUGUUUAAAAAGAUUUGUGUGUGUUUUUGUAACCUCAAACAAAAUAAAUGACAACGAAACUUCUAACGAAAAUGCGAAACAGCGUGUGAAUGAUACUAUAAGAAAAAUAGACGUUGUCAAAAGACUUAAUACGGUUUUCUUUAUAGGAGCAUAUUUUGUCAUCAUAGUAUUGAGUGCUUCGUUUACUAUUGGAACCCGGUUUUUAUAA
Molecule: messenger RNA, 1014 nt
Organism: Mytilus californianus (California mussel)
Lineage: Eukaryota; Metazoa; Mollusca; Bivalvia; Mytilida; Mytilidae
Product: neuronal acetylcholine receptor subunit non-alpha-2-like
Exons: 1
Coding region: 1-1014 (337 amino acids)
Biological process (GO): monoatomic ion transmembrane transport
Cellular component (GO): membrane
Molecular function (GO): extracellular ligand-gated monoatomic ion channel activity; transmembrane signaling receptor activity
Source: RefSeq, a predicted model, not a curated record